Molecule: messenger RNA, 544 nt
Organism: Phlebotomus papatasi
Lineage: Eukaryota; Metazoa; Arthropoda; Insecta; Diptera; Psychodidae
Product: reactive oxygen species modulator 1
Exons: 2
Coding region: 223-465 (80 amino acids)
Biological process (GO): protein import into mitochondrial matrix; protein insertion into mitochondrial inner membrane
Cellular component (GO): TIM23 mitochondrial import inner membrane translocase complex
Source: RefSeq, a predicted model, not a curated record
UAUACGCCCUCAGCAGUGCCUCUAUCGGCGCCACGGCGUAAUUUCUCCUUGAAAACAUCAAAAUUCCCGGAAAAUCUCAAUUUUCCUGCAAAAUACCAAGGAAAACGUUCCAAAUCCAAGUGGAAAUUGUGCAUUAAAUCUCACUCUAUCGAGUGGAAGUGAAAAGUUGCUUUUAAAAGCAUUUGUUUCUCUGUGAACCUUUGAAAAUCUUCGGCUUGCAUCAUGCCAAUGCCUGCAGGAGUUUAUCAGUCUUCUUCCGGUCCCUCUUGCUUCGACAGAAUGAAGACUGGCUUCGGGAUUGGAUUCUGUGUUGGAUUGGCCAGUGGAGCGCUAUUCGGAGGCUUUUCUGCACUCAGGUACGGACUGCGAGGCAGGGAGCUGAUAAACAACGUUGGGAAGGUGAUGCUUCAGGGCGGAGGGACAUUUGGGACAUUCAUGGCUAUAGGAACUGGGAUUAGAUGCUAAAGGCUUCCCGGAAGAAAUAGUUUUUGUAAAUAUAAUUGGAUUAUUCUCGGAACAUAAAGUCUGUGUCUGUUCUAGGAGA